Messenger RNA from Mercenaria mercenaria, 1112 nucleotides. RefSeq lists its product as uncharacterized. The transcript is spliced from 2 exons. NCBI's taxonomy places the organism in Eukaryota, Metazoa, Mollusca, Bivalvia, Venerida, Veneridae. Bases 39 to 887 code for a protein of 282 amino acids. Gene Ontology annotation, molecular function: protein binding. The record is from RefSeq and is a predicted model, not a curated record.
CAAUCAUCUAACGUACAUUUGACUUGAAAAAGGAUAAAAUGUUUCCAAAGUUUGUUACAGCAAUUGUCAUAUUUAUUACAAUUUUUCGUUAUAGUGUUUCUGAACCGCAUUGUUCUAAGUUCCACUACGAAGAGAAGCUAUUAGAAAAAAUGAUAAGACUUGAAAUCUUUGUGGAAGCAAUGAAAAUGGAAAUUGAUGAGUCUCGGAAACAAGUAACGACAACUUUUGGUAAUCUACAAACAGAAAGAAGCACAUGGGAGAAGACACUACUGGCCAUGAAAGAAACAGGCGUUACAACUUUAAACUCUGUCAUUCAAGAGACAAAAACACAAGUUCAAGAGGAACUGAAAGUACUAGCAGCCGAGAAAGAAAGAUGGAAUAAAGGACGACUAAAGGAGUGCGUGAAAAUGCCAGAGGUCGUUUUAUUCUCUGCAAGACGUCCCAAACAGUCUACAGCGACAAGAGGACAAACAAUCAUUUUCACAGAGAUCAUCUUAAAUAAAGGUGACGCUUACAACAAAGAGAAUGGUGUAUUUACCGCUCCUUAUACUGGUGUUUAUACAUUUACUGUACAAUUCUGUGUCUAUCCUGGAAAGUAUGUUGAUUUUGCCUUCAUGGCCAAUGACAAGCCUUUUAAGAUAACACGGAUAAAUAGGCACAGUGCUAGCUAUUUUUCCUGCUACAGCUCUGAUGCCAUGACCAUUGUUGAUAAGAAUGAGAGUGUGAAAAUUCAGAUUGUAUCUAGCUCUGGUUCGGGAAUCAUAUUUGGUGAGAGCGAUACUAAUCAUUGGAACAUAUUCUCUGGUCGUUUUAUUCAGGCGAUACAGAAGAACAUUGCUUUAAUAGCAACAACAAAGCCAUUAAGACAUUUAACAAUACAUGUAUAAUUUCCUCUUCAAAUAGGAAAAGCUGUUUUACAAGGAAUGCGCAAAUCAUAUUUGAAAUAUUUGAAAACCUGACAUUUUUUAUUUAUUGUAGAUAUUUUCGUAAUUAUCAUGUUUAGGGAAAAGUAUGAAAAUGAUUACACAUUCUGUUACAAAUUCAAACUUUUCAAAUAUGUUAAGAAGUUAAUCAUAUUUAGGGUCUAUCCUUGGUAUUACUUCUAAAACUAU